AUGGCCCGACGACCGAAACGGCUAUCUUCACCUGGUGCUUCAUCCUCUGUUCCAAGAACUCGCAGGUCGCGCCAUUCUCUCUUCUUUGCUGGCCUUCCUGACUAUGUUGAUUCGGGUGACUGUACGUGUGUUUGCGAAUUUUGUGGUGCCUAUUUCUGGUAUGUUGAAAGGGCGCUCAAACUUUCUACGCCUGCUCAUCCGAAGUAUUAUCAUUGUUGUCGGGAUGGUGAUGUCGUUCUUCCUUAUCCUUCGAGGUUUCAUCCUGAAUUUCUUGAUUUGUAUCAAAAUGCUACAUUUUUGAAAGACAUUAUCGCAUAUAAUAGCAUGUUUUCUAUGACUUCAUUUGGGGCGAAUAUAGAUAAGUCUGUCAAUGACAAUCGGGGCCCUUAUGUUUUCAAGAUAUCUGGUCAAAUUUCUCAUAGGAUAGGAUCGUUGUCCCCGGAUCCUACAAAGGGCCCUAGAUUUCUGCAACUUUAUCUUUUUGAUACAGAGAAUGAGGUUCGGAAUAGAUUGAGGGCUUUUGGAGGUCCGACGGGAACGGAUUUAGAUCCUAAUAUUGUGCAGUAUCUGGUUACAUUCUUAGGGGCUAACAACGAGUAUGUAAAAACGUUUAAAACAGCAAAGACCAUGGCUGAGGAAAAUAAUUUAGAAAAUUAUAGUGUACGGCUGUUUAACAACGUUGUUGAUCGUAGGUAUGAAUUCCCUUCCCCUGGAUCCUUGGGAUGUAUAGUAACUGGUGAUGACACUACCAGUAUGACAUAUGACAUUGUUGUAUUUUCGCAUUCGGGUCGGCCUCAACGCAUUAGUAAAUUGCAUCCCUCUUAUAUGCCUUUACAAUAUCCACUUUUGUUUCCUUAUGGUGAGGAGGGGUGGUCACCCCGUUUGAAGAUGCGUAAUCAGAGGGGAGUAAGUGCAAAAAGUCUCACUGUCAAUAUGUAUUACGCGUACCAUAUACAUGCCCGACAUCAGAUUUGGUCUCCAAUUGUAAAUGCCACUAGGCUUUUCCAGCAAUAUUUAGUUGAUGCAUAUACGUGUAUAGAGGAAGGCCGAUUGGAUUAUAUAACCAAACAUCAAUCAAACUUACGUUCCGAUUAUGUGAGUGGGCUUUAUGAUGCGCUAUCAAAGGGGGACCGGGAAGCACGUGUUGUUGGUAAGCGUGUUUUUUUGCCUGCAUCAUUCACUGGUGGUCCCCGGUUUAUGUAUAGCCAUUAUCAGGAUGCGCUUACGAUCUGUAGAGUUUAUGGCAAUCCACAAUAUUUUAUCACUUUCACAUGUAAUGUGAAGUGGCCAGAGAUUACCCGCUAUAUGGAGACACAUUCACAGAGAGAUGUACACAGCAGAGCGGAUAUCAUAGCCAGAAUGUUCCAUGUGAAAGUCCAUGAGUUUAUCGAUUUCCUUAAGAAGGAAAAAACCUUUGGCGAUGUUGAUGCAUGUACGUUUACAUUUCUUUUCCUAUAUCUGCUAGCCUAA
Lactuca sativa (garden lettuce) is the source of this 1470-nucleotide messenger RNA. RefSeq lists its product as uncharacterized. The record is from RefSeq and is a predicted model, not a curated record. Lineage: Eukaryota; Viridiplantae; Streptophyta; Magnoliopsida; Asterales; Asteraceae.